AUGAGUAGCGUGCCGCGAUCAUCGGAUCGCAAUGAAGAUGAGGCGAGCAGGAAACAGGGCAAGAAGCACAAGGGUCAUUCAACGACAGAUCCUCGCUCAUCGGAAGCAUCCAGCCAGUAUCAAGCGAUAUCAUACGCGGAUGGGUCGAGAGACCCCGUCUCUCCAGAAGCGCAUUCAUUCCAAGGGCAUUACGGACUGGAUCCUUACAGCAGUGCCAGGACUAUCCCAGAGGAAUCCUAUGGCUCGCCGCCCUCCUACACCUUUUCGCCAUCUGGAUAUUCCACAUAUGAGGUUCCACAAUGGCAGUAUGACACUCCUCAACAGACUGGGUCCUAUUAUGCCUAUGGCUAUGGUAGCACGACCUAUGAUAACCCAGCACCAUCCGGUGCAACAUAUUCCAAGAAGGGCACUACUCGAGAGCCAUCCAAGGAUUAUCCUAGUUCAGCUCUGACAGCAAUCUAUCCAGCGACCAACCAAUAUGUUACCACCACUCAACCGCAGUCUAUUGGCCAGGAGCAGACCUAUGAUCCACGGGAGAGAAAGGGCAAGGGUAAGGAUGCUUCAUCCUCUGGAAAUCUCUCAACCCAAAAUCCAGCAGUCAGCCCAGCCGGCACGCCAGUACCCUAUGGCAGACACGAUGACCAAACUCAGCUGUCAGACCAAUACGAUAGGAUGAGCUUGAGCCAUGCGGGAUCCCAUGGUCAACGUGAGGCCCUGUCUCAAGGGAGUCAAAUGCAAGGUCAUGCAUUCCAAACAAUCAAUUAUACCGUGCCAGGCUCGACCUCAACUGUCCAUCAGCCAGCCCAUGAUCCUGGUAGCCAACAACACCCGACUGUCCCAUUCUCAAUGCCCCCUGAUAUUGAAGUGAGCCUCCAAUAUAAAGGGGGCCAUAAAUGGCACGACACAAAAGGCAUGUGGGACACUGGGAAUACAUUCGCCUCAUUAGUCCUCCGAGACUUGAUCCUGGAUCUGGGUUAUCGGUCUGAUGACAUCGACUUCUCAAAGGGAUCCGAAUUCAAAGUCGUAGGAGGUGCUGCGGUGAAGACUUUUGGGGUAGUGAAAUUGCAUUGUUCAUUGAAUUCAGGCCCCAUGUCCGUUGAAUACUUCCAGGUUUUGGAUUUUGUUAUCGAGGGGUACGAUGUCAUCAUCUCACCGCCGGAAUCCCGCAAGUCCAGCUCGAAGAAAUCUACACCUGUUGUAGCUGCAUCGAUACAACCUCGGCGGAAUCUUACCAAAGAAGAACUCAAAGAGAUGAAGAAGAGUUUUGAGAGGGCUGAAAGGAAUAGGGAUGAAACUAAGGAAAGGUGGGAAAAGGAACACAAGCGAAAGAAAAGACCUGAUGAUAAGAAGAAAUCUGAGGACAAGAAGUCUGAGGGAAGGAAGAAGUCUGAGGACAGGAAGUCCUCGACCAAAUGA
Thyridium curvatum is the source of this 1416-nucleotide messenger RNA. RefSeq lists its product as uncharacterized. The record is from RefSeq and is a predicted model, not a curated record. The coding region runs from base 1 to 1416 and encodes 471 amino acids. The transcript has 3 exons. Lineage: Eukaryota; Fungi; Ascomycota; Sordariomycetes; Thyridiales; Thyridiaceae.